AUGAAUACUCAAACACCACUAGCUACCACCAAUGAGUUUAAUAUUCUUAGUAUAAAUUUCAAUCAAGACCAAGGAUGUUUUGCAUUCAGUCAUGAAUAUGGAUUCCUUGUUUACAACACCAAUCCCAUAGACUUACGGGUGAAGAGAAUUUUCAAUAAUAGUAAUGGCCAAGGAACGGGUAUUGGUAAUGUUACCAUGCUUCAUAGGACCAAUUAUUUAGCAUUAGUAGGUGGAGGUAAGAAUCCUAAGUUCUCCAAUAAUAAACUAGUCAUCUGGGAUGACUUGAAGCGGAAAAGCAGUUUAACCUUAGAUUUUAUGAGUCCUAUAUUGAAUGUACUUUUAUCAAGAAUUAGAAUCAUCAUCAUAUUAAAGAAUCAAGUAUUGGUAUAUGGAUUUCUGUCACCACCUAAAAAAUUUGCAUCUUACGAAACCAUUGAUAAUGAAUAUGGUUUAGGAGACUUAUCAGUAUCAUCAUCUAAAUCCACACCCAAUUUAUCAUCAUCAUUAUCAUCGUUAAAUUCCAACGAUUCUAUACGGUAUCAAACAUUGGUCAUUCCUGGUAGACAAAUAGGUCAAUUACAAAUAGUUGAUGUUUCACAAAAUGGUCAAGAGAAGAAUUUGAUUAGUAUAGUUAAAGCUCAUAAAUCAAAGAUUAGAUGUGUUUGUUUAAAUAAACAAGGUACAAUGGUAGCAUCAGCAUCGGAAACAGGAACCAUUAUAAGAAUUCACUCCACUCAUAAUACAGCUUUAUUGUACGAAUUCAGAAGAGGUUUAGAUAGAGCUUUAAUAACAUCGAUGAAAUUUUCUCCUGAUGAUUCUAGAUUAGCAGUAUUAUCAGAUAAGAAUACUUUACAUAUAUUUACAUUGAUUCAACCAGUGGAAGAAGAUGAUAAACUUCAAAAUAAUCGUAAGCAUAUUUUCAAUAAGUUACCAGUACCAAUAUUUAAUAAUUAUUUCAAUUCUACAUGGUCAUUUUGUUCAGUAAAUACCAACCAAUAUCAUAAUGAGUUUGAAAACGCCAAUGAUGAAGGAACUAUUGGUUGGUCAGGUAAUGAUAGUAUCAUAAUCAUUUGGAAACUUAAAAAGAUAUGGGAAAAAUAUGUCAUUUUGGAGAAAUCUGAAAAGGAUAAACCUCAAUGGGAAUUAAUACGAACCAGUUGGAAAGGUCUCGAUAAUCCUUUGGAUUAA
Yamadazyma jaroonii is the source of this 1188-nucleotide messenger RNA. Lineage: Eukaryota; Fungi; Ascomycota; Pichiomycetes; Serinales; Debaryomycetaceae. The record is from the annotation of a GenBank genome assembly.